UAUCCAGAAAAAAAAUAAAGAAAAAAGAUAAAUAACAAGGCGGUUUUCCUUCAAAACCAAAACCCCACCUCUCUCCUACGGCACAAUCGCAUACCCACCGUCUCACCGUCAAUGGCCAGCGCUGUGGUUCUCCACCCGAAACCUUCCGCAAAGGACCCGCCGCCUAGCCGUUGGAAGCCCGACUCUGACCCCUCCUCCUCCGCCGCAGACCUGGACGAGGACCUCUACUCUCGUCUCAAGUCGCUGCAGCGGCAGCUUGAAUUCAUCGAAAUACAAGAGGAAUACGUUAAGGACGAGCUGAAGAACCUCCGCCGCGAGCUGCUUCGGGCGCAGGAGGAGGUGAAGAGGAUUCAGUCGGUGCCACUCGUCAUCGGCCAGUUCAUGGAGAUGAUCGAUCAGAACAACGCGAUAGUUGGGUCGACUACCGGCUCGAAUUACUACGUUCGGAUCCUCAGCACUAUAAACCGCGAGCUCCUUAAGCCCUCUGCCUCCGUCGCGCUGCACCGACAUUCCAAUGCCCUGGUCGACGUGCUUCCGCCCGAGGCCGACUCCAGCAUUUCGCUCCUCAGCCAGUCCGAGAAGCCUGACGUUACCUACAAUGAUAUUGGUGGAUAUGACACUCAAAAGCAAGAAAUACGUGAAGCUGUGGAGUUACCUUUAACUCACCAUGAGUUGUACCAGCAGAUUGGCAUUGAUCCGCCUCGUGGUGUGUUGCUCUAUGGUCCGCCCGGCACUGGGAAAACCAUGCUUGCAAAGGCUGUUGCUCAUCACACCACUGCAGCCUUCAUCAGAGUUGUAGGCUCUGAAUUUGUUCAGAAGUAUCUGGGUGAGGGUCCGCGAAUGGUUCGUGAUGUUUUUCGUCUUGCUAAAGAAAAUGCACCUGCAAUAAUUUUCAUUGAUGAAGUAGAUGCAAUUGCUACUGCAAGGUUUGACGCUCAAACAGGAGCUGAUAGAGAGGUCCAGAGAAUUCUCAUGGAGUUGUUGAAUCAGAUGGAUGGAUUUGACCAAACAGUUAAUGUCAAGGUUAUCAUGGCAACAAAUCGGGCCGACACAUUGGAUCCUGCACUUCUUCGUCCAGGAAGACUUGAUCGUAAAAUUGAGUUCCCUUUGCCAGAUAGACGACAAAAGAGGCUUGUCUUUCAGGUUUGCACUGCCAAAAUGAACUUAAGUGAUGAGGUGGACUUGGAGGACUAUGUAUCCCGCCCUGAUAAAAUCAGUGCUGCUGAGAUUGCGGCUAUAUGCCAAGAAGCAGGCAUGCUUGCAGUGAGGAAGAAUCGGUAUGUAAUACUCCCCAAAGAUUUCGAGAAGGGUUACAGAUCUAAUGUAAAGAAGCCUGACACUGACUUUGAAUUCUACAAGUGACAUGUAGAAGUUGUUAAGGUAAUAUUUUACAUACAUGCACCGUCAACCCCUUCUCUUGCUGUAUUAUACCCCAAAAUGGAAAUAGACAUAAUUAGCUGUUGAAGUCUUUGUCAAUAUAGUGAGGUGUUUGUUCUGAAGUGUAUGGUAGUUGCUUACAUGAAUUCGGUCGAUCUAUGGGAAUGUGGCGUUAUUGCUUUGCAUAUGAUCAAUUGUCGCUUGUAUCAUGUCUCCUGUUGAUCUAUGCAUUCAAAUUACAUGUUUUUGAUAUAUUUA
Sesamum indicum (sesame) is the source of this 1635-nucleotide messenger RNA. RefSeq names its product regulatory particle triple-A ATPase 3 (gene RPT3). The record is from RefSeq and is a predicted model, not a curated record. Lineage: Eukaryota; Viridiplantae; Streptophyta; Magnoliopsida; Lamiales; Pedaliaceae. Gene Ontology annotation, molecular function: ATP hydrolysis activity; ATP binding.